This is a messenger RNA of Thalassophryne amazonica, 1955 nucleotides long. RefSeq names its product F-box protein 21 (gene fbxo21). The transcript is spliced from 12 exons. The record is from RefSeq and is a predicted model, not a curated record. Lineage: Eukaryota; Metazoa; Chordata; Actinopteri; Batrachoidiformes; Batrachoididae. Gene Ontology annotation, molecular function: protein binding; DNA binding.
GGUAAUCGGGGUAAACAGUAAAGAUGGCGACGUCUGUAGCCGGAGAUGGGCAGCAAAAUCUAAAUGGGAUUAUUUCCAGCCCCCAAACGAACAAACUGACUGACCUGCCGACUGAGUUGCUCGAAUACAUUCUGUGCUUUCCCGUCCUGAAGCACGUCGACAUUGGUAAUGUUUCAUGCUGCUGCAAGCGGCUACACGACGUUUGCCACGGAAGGGGGAAGGUCUGGGGAUACCAGUACAAACUCAGAUGGCCAAGGCUGCAGAGGUUUUAUCAUCAGAAUGAGAGUUGCGACUGGCUCAGAGAAUACAUUACACGCCACAGAGUUGGGAUACAAAUAAGGAGGACAGUAGAAUCAAUCUCUAAGAGAUUCUUCACAGAGGUUCCCUGCGUUGGUCAGGUGUUAGGAGACAGCUUUGCGGAAAUUGAGUCACUCGGGAUGCCAGAGCACUUCUGUGAAGAUGAGCUCGUCUCCAUACUCAACUCUAAUAAGAGGAAAAGCUUGACAUUGAAGUACUAUGCAAAGAAAAUCCUUUACUUCUUACGACAGCAGAACAUCCUGAGUAAUUUGAAGACUUUCCUGGAGCAGCCCACAGAUCAGCAGUCGGCUCUCGAAGGUGCCAUCCUGGUGGACCAGUAUUGUAACCCGCUGGCUGAUGUCACACAGGAGGGCAUAUCAGCACAGCUGGCUGAGAUCACAGAGAAAGUGAAGAAGAUGCUGAGAAUCAAGAAUCCGUCUCACCCCAGUCUGCGCAUUGCUUACGGUGACUGCUUUGUCAUAGAGGACCUUGAGCUUCAGAGACAGCUGCUGUGCGUCCUCAACUCAGUCUUGUAUGAACAGCUUCAAUACAAGGGUAAUGAGUUUGACUACUACAACCCUUUGAACUCCUACCUACACCAGGUGCUACUACACGGCGUACAGGUUAUUCCCAUAAGGGCCUCUCUGUUCCUCUACAUGACACGGGCCAGGAAACUGGGUUUCAGCUGGAGCCCUGUCAAACUUCCCAAUCACUUUCUACUGCGGUGGUGCCGAAAAACAAAGAGGGUACAGUUAACUGAGGACAUCUAUGACUUUGCCUACGUUGAUGCCUUUGGUAAAGGCAAGCAGUUGACAGCCAAGGAGUGCGAGUACCUCAUUGGCCACCAGGUGACGCCAGACUACUAUAGUGCCAUCAGCACUACAGAGGUGCUGCUCAGGAUGGUGGGAAACCUUCUUAAUAUUGGCAAAAGGGGUGAGGGCAAUGAGAAAUCCUACCAGCUACUGAGAGAUUCAUUGGACCUCUACCUCACUAUAAACCCAGACAAUGUGCAGUACCUGCUACUGCAGGCACGCCUCUACUUCCACCUUGGCAUCUGGCCAGAAAAGGUGCUGGACAUUCUGCAGCACAUUCAGGCGUUGGAUCCCUCUCAGCAUGGCGCAGUGGGUUACCUGGUGCAACACACACUUGAGCACAUCCAACACAAAAAACAUCCUGCGGUGCCUGAGAUCAAGAGGCGUAGUGCUCCAGAACACUUGGAGGUCCAGUAUUCUGUCGGCCUCGUCAUGAAACACAAGAGGUCUGGUUAUAACUGUGUGAUUUAUGGCUGGGACCCUAAGUGCACCAUGAGCCAAGAAUGGAUCAUAACCAUGAGGGUCCAGCAACUGACCAAUGGGGCCAACCAACCCUUCUAUAACGUCCUGGUGCAGGACGGAACAUGCCGCUAUGCAGCACAAGAGAACUUGGAACCUCACUCUGCUCCACUGGAGAUUGGCCACCCGGAGGUGGGUCGAUAUUUCUCCGAAUUCACCAAUACCCACUACGUUGCCAACGAACACUUGCAGACUCGAUACCCUGAGGACAUGGAGGAAACCCUGGGUACAGUGCAGGAACUCUACCAGAGACUGGGACCCAUUUCUGGGUGUCAAGACCAGGCUGCCGCCACAGACCAAAACACCCAUUAAGCCAACCCCAUGUAG